This is a messenger RNA of Nannospalax galili (Upper Galilee mountains blind mole rat), 1894 nucleotides long. RefSeq names its product corepressor interacting with RBPJ, 1 (gene Cirsr). The record is from RefSeq and is a predicted model, not a curated record. Gene Ontology annotation, biological process: negative regulation of DNA-templated transcription. NCBI's taxonomy places the organism in Eukaryota, Metazoa, Chordata, Mammalia, Rodentia, Spalacidae. The transcript has 10 exons. Gene Ontology annotation, cellular component: nucleus. Gene Ontology annotation, molecular function: transcription corepressor activity. Bases 98 to 1429 code for a protein of 443 amino acids.
AGUUCUCCCUGGGGCUCACUCGCAGUUCCGGCGGGGCGUCAGUUUGUUUACGUCCCUCACGGACCCAGUCACUGGCCUCCUAAUUUCGGACUCCAAGAUGGGGAAGUCGUUCGCCAACUUCAUGUGCAAGAAGGACUUUCAUCCUGCCUCCAAGUCCAACAUCAAGAAGGUAUGGAUGGCAGAACAGAAGAUAUCAUAUGAUAAAAAGAAACAGGAAGAAUUAAUGCAACAGUACCUUAAAGAACAAGAAUCCUAUGAUAACAGAUUGCUUAUGGGAGAUGAGCGUGUAAAGAAUGGUCUUAACUUCAUGUAUGAGGCCCCACCAGGAGUUAAAAAAGAAAACAAAGAGAAAGAAGAAACAGAAGGAGAAACAGAAUACAAAUUUGAAUGGCAGAAAGGAGCUCCACGAGAAAAAUACGCCAAAGAUGACAUGAAUAUUAGAGAUCAGCCCUUUGGUAUUCAGGUUCGAAAUGUGAGGUGUAUUAAAUGUCACAAGUGGGGUCAUGUCAACACAGACCGGGAAUGUCCCUUAUUUGGUCUUUCUGGAAUCAAUGCAAGUUCGGUUCCCACUGACGGCUCAGGACCAUCGAUGCACCCCUCGGAGCUAAUAGCGGAGAUGAGAAACAGUGGGUUUGCACUGAAACGGAAUGUACUGGGGAGAAACUUGACCGAAAAUGAUCCAUCACAGGAAUAUGUUGCAAGUGAAGGUGAAGAUGAUCCAGAGGUUGAAUUCUUAAAGUCACUAACAACCAGACAGAAACAGAAGCUUCUCAGGAAAUUGGAUAGACUUGAAAAGAAAAAAAAGAAAAAGAAAAGGGAUAAGAAAAAGAAAAAGUUACAAAAGAGCAGAAGUAAACACAAAAAACAUAAAAACAAAUCCUCCUCCUCCCCUUCCUCCUCCUCAUCCACCUCCUCCUCCCCCUCUUCCUCCUCCUCCUUCUCUGACACUUCAGAAAGCAGCAGUGAGAGUGAUGACAAAGAAAAGAAAAGAGAGAAGAAGAAGAAGAAAAAGAACAGAUGUUCAAGAAUUAGCACCAGAGACUCUGAGGAGGAGAAGUCUAAGAAGAGAAGACUUCGUGAAGAACUUUCUAACAGUCAUAGUAACAAAGAAAAAGCCCAGGAAAAAUUGAAACAAGAGUGUUCUAGGGAGAAGAGUAAAUGGGGCCAUUCUGGCUCUGACAAAAAGUCCAGAAGCUACAAUCAGAGCCCAGAGAAGAAAGGCUCUGAUAGACAUCGGGGAAUCCGAAGCCACUGCAGGACAGAGAGCAGCAGGAGGAGCCGGAGCAGAAGUCCUGCUAGUCACAAGCAAAGAGAGAGAAGGGCUUGGCCACAGCGGAGUCCCAGUGAAGAGUGGAAUGGAAAGAAUGACAGCAGAAGCCAGGGUACUGAUGGCUGCAGAAGAGAGUGCACAGUGAGCAUUCGGAGAUGAGCACACUGUGGGCACGGGGAGAGGAAAACAGUAGAGGUGGACUGGAGAGAGCUUUGUUCACCAUUCAGCACCUCCAUUUUCUUACUGCAUUUCUUUAGCAAGGGCUAACUUGCAUAUUGCCUCUCUAAUAAAAAAAACCCUCUUAAUUUUCCAUCUGUGUAUACUGUCACUUCAAGUACAAAACUACAAGUACCACGACAUUGAAGUUGGCAAAUAUUUAGAAAAUCUACUCUAGGGUGUAGAAAUAUUUUUUGUGUUGGUAACUGUUUCCUGUGCCCUGUACUAGAUUAAAACAAAACAAACAUAAUUCUGUGAACUUUAUUUUUGUUCUGAAACAUUAAAACAUGGACAGUACAUUGAGGUUGUACAUUCAGAUUUGUUACUUUAAGAUUUGAAUUUCCUUAAAGAAAAAAGUAAUUGUUGAAAUCCCCUAGGGUGAAUAAAACUGGAUAUUGACGUCUUUAA